Molecule: messenger RNA, 1635 nt
Organism: Artibeus jamaicensis (Jamaican fruit-eating bat)
Lineage: Eukaryota; Metazoa; Chordata; Mammalia; Chiroptera; Phyllostomidae
Gene: VSNL1
Product: visinin like 1
Exons: 4
Coding region: 273-848 (191 amino acids)
Molecular function (GO): calcium ion binding
Source: RefSeq, a predicted model, not a curated record
CGCCUGCGCACCCAGCUCCAGCGACCCCAGGUUUUCUAUGGGAUUCCCAGUCUGCAGCAGAGACUUACCCGAGCGUGUUGCGGCUGCCGCUGGGUUUGGAAGGCGCGAUCCAAGAGGGAUUUAAGCAACCUAGAGCGCCAGAGGAUAAAAAAGAGCGUGAAAGAACCACGCACAGAGACGGCUUAACCGUUUGCCCGAAUUAAAUAUAUAUAAAGAACUGUUGAGUGUUGUCAUUUUCGUUAGGUGGCCGUGCACAGCGCUAUAACUGCAGAAUGGGGAAACAGAACAGCAAACUGGCCCCUGAAGUGAUGGAGGACCUGGUGAAGAGCACGGAGUUUAAUGAGCAUGAGCUCAAGCAGUGGUACAAAGGGUUCCUUAAGGACUGUCCAAGCGGGAGGCUGAACCUCGAGGAAUUCCAGCAGCUCUACGUGAAAUUCUUCCCUUACGGAGACGCCUCCAAGUUUGCCCAGCAUGCCUUCCGAACCUUUGACAAGAAUGGGGACGGCACCAUCGACUUCCGAGAGUUCAUCUGUGCCCUGUCCAUCACCUCCAGGGGCAGCUUUGAGCAGAAACUGAACUGGGCCUUCAACAUGUAUGACCUGGACGGCGAUGGCAAGAUCACCCGCGUGGAGAUGCUGGAGAUCAUUGAGGCCAUCUACAAAAUGGUGGGCACUGUGAUCAUGAUGAAGAUGAAUGAGGAUGGCCUCACGCCUGAGCAGCGAGUGGACAAGAUUUUCAGCAAGAUGGAUAAGAACAAAGAUGACCAGAUUACACUGGAUGAAUUCAAAGAAGCUGCCAAGAGCGACCCUUCCAUUGUAUUACUUCUGCAGUGUGACAUUCAGAAAUGAGCGGAGGUCAAUGCUAUGGACCGCACCGAAGUCUCAAUGUUCCAUUCAGUCUGCAGCUAUUCACACACACACACACACACACACACACACACACACACACACACACACACAGAUAUUGCUUGGACUACCUAUACAUGGACUUGCUUCUUGUGUUUGAAACACUUGUGUGCAUGAGAAUGUCAUUUGCUAAUGAAUUUUCAAAAGCGUAUAUUAUAAAACCAACCAACCAACAACCUGCCACAAUGUGAUAUGUGUAAUAUUAUUUCAUACCUAACUCUCCUUCUCCAAAGCCUGGCCAGAAAUGUGCUGCAAAGAGUUACAUGAUUCCUUGUUCCUGUUUUGCUAAUGCUUGUGUCUCCUUGAUUACACGAUGUUAGUGGCUCUGAGGCCCCUCCCCCCUGCCACGGUAACGUAAUUUAAUUAAUUCUGUGUAUCGCCCUUCUCCUGUAAAAUAGUCCUGGACAGACACGCAGAGGGGCCCAGGGCUCCUCCGUGUGGUCCCCACACAAGAACUUGUGUUACCAGUGAAUAGAAAUGUACGACAUUUGCAUGCCCUUUAGGUUUGCCUUAACUCUCACCUCCUUUGCAUCUUCUCAAUAUGGAAAGAGCUGUUUUGGAAUUAAUGCAAUAGAAAACUUAAAAGUCCUGCUAGAUGACUCAUUCAUUAAGUAUACCUAUCUAUAUAUGCAUACAAAGAUGUUAUUUAUUGAAAGUAAAAAAAAAAAAGAUGAAAGUGUAUUGAUUUCUGCUUGAAUUUUCAAAGGCUUCCGAAGAGGUGGCAAAAGAU